GAAUUUUUAUUAUUAUUAUUAUUAUUAAAAAAUAUAUUUUUUCAUUUUUCCCAUCUCUUCUCUCUAAAAUUUCCCCAAAACACAAAGCCUCAUGGAUCCGGUGUCUAAACCCGGUGGUGGGUCGUCGGAGGGAUCAUCCGCCGGAGCCUCGGCUGCUGCGACUACUCCGGCUCCGGCUCCGUCGAGCCGGUAUGAAUCUCAGAAGCGAAGGGAUUGGAACACGUUCUUGCAGUAUUUGAAGAACCACAAGCCGCCACUGGGUUUAGCGCGUUGCAGUGGCGCUCACGUCAUUGAAUUCUUGAAGUAUUUGGACCAGUUCGGGAAGACUAAGGUACAUGCCUCGGGCUGCCCUUAUUUCGGCCACCCGAACCCACCUGCCCCUUGCCCCUGCCCGCUCAAGCAAGCCUGGGGCAGCCUCGACGCCUUGAUCGGCCGCCUCAGAGCCGCCUACGAGGAGAACGGCGGCCGCCCCGAAUCAAACCCAUUUGCCGCACGCGCCGUCAGGAUUUUUCUCCGUGAGGUUCGGGAAGCUCAGGCCAAAGCCAGAGGGAUUCCCUACGAGAAAAAAAAGCGGAAACGACACGCCGCCUCCGCCUCCGCCUCCGCCCCUGCUCCCACCGCUGCUAUUCUGUCGGUGCCUCCAGAGACCCAUGUUGUUUUUGCCGGUGAGGAUCAUCAGCCGGAAACAUCUGAUCCAAGUGGUGCUCCUCCGCCGUCGACAACCGCCGCUUCCGCCGCCGUAUAGUCUCUUCUGCUCAUUUUUUUAUAUAAUAUUUUCGUUCAAAUAGUAUCUCAUCAUCGUCAUCAUAAUCUCCUCUAAUUGUGAUUAUGAGUUUUAAUUAGUGAUAUAAUAUAAUAUAUCGAUCCUUAAUCACUCAA
Messenger RNA from Cucurbita pepo subsp. pepo (vegetable marrow), 879 nucleotides. Its product is annotated as protein LIGHT-DEPENDENT SHORT HYPOCOTYLS 5. Gene Ontology annotation, cellular component: nucleus. Gene Ontology annotation, biological process: mRNA transcription; response to light stimulus. The record is from RefSeq and is a predicted model, not a curated record. Lineage: Eukaryota; Viridiplantae; Streptophyta; Magnoliopsida; Cucurbitales; Cucurbitaceae.